AUGCCGACCAAAGACUUUCGGCGGGACCUCACUCUGGCUUCAUCGCCGGGUCGAUUCACGUACCUGAACGCCGUGGAUGCUGGUGAGAUCGAUGGCUCCAUUUCCUUUACUUUCACAGAGGGCCCGAGUGGGCCGAAGAUCGACUUCCAGGCCAUCGUUCCGGAUCCCCACGAAUACCCGUCAAGCCACACAUUCUUCGUCUACUCCACGUCAGACAACGUCACGCCAGCAAUCACGAAGGCGGUGGAAGAUGCCACCCCCCUGCUGAGAGGCUCCUCCCUCCAUGAUAUAGGUCAUGAAGAUCCGAUGGAGUUCGAUCGCAGCGACGUCGACAACGACCUCGCCGAUGACUACGACAGUCCAGGUUGGUCAGAUGAGGAUCAGAGCGGAGGUGUCAUGGCCACGGCCCAGAAGCCCUCCAACCUCCGUGGAAAAAUCCGCCAUGAUCUGCGCUUGGUCAAGAAUGCCAAUUUCAAGGUUGGCUAUAUAGGUCACCUGGCCGGCGCCAUCAUCAUCUCAGUAGCCAUCCGAAUUGGACAGCUCGGGAUCUCCGAUGAGGCCAUGACGGCAUGGAAUGUGUGUCCGGGCGAAUACUUGGUUCUCCUCCUCCGCUACCCGACCUACAUGACUCAGGAGAUGCUGUACACCUCGUCCGAUCGGGGCCCGCAAAUACGGGUCGGCCUCUGCAAUUCAUACAAACCAUCCACGAGCGCAGCCAUCGCAUCUUUCCAAGAUGCUACAUCCGGUAACGAAGAACAUGCCAAGCCAGAAUGUCCUUCGGGUCCCCUGUUACGAGAGCUGUUCAUUGGGGCUCCACUGCACAAGCUGCUCAAUGAGCGACUGCUGGGCAUUGUGAAGGUGCGCCUGCGGUAUGGAUUAUCGUGGACGGGAGCGGAAGUGUUUUUCCACAACAGCCAGGGAAAGGUCCUCAGUCCGGAUGAUGCAAAGUCAGAGCAGUUUCAGGUGCCAGAUAGCUGGGUUACACCGGCGCCACCCUUCCUGUUGGUGGACCAUUUGGCCGACAUGGGUCUGGAUGUACCCGGCAUGUCUUUCCCGCUGAUCGCCAUGCAGUUCCUCCUGCGACACUUUGUUAGGUGUACCGAGUUUUGCCUCGUGUGUCAUUGCAAGACCUACGACGAUUUUGAGGCGGUUAAACCCUACGUCUGCUCCAGUGGGCUGUGUUUGUUCCAAUACAUCACCUUUGGCAUGGGCACCAGUUUGGAAUAUGAACUCCGCCAUCAACCAUAUGUCGUCGAUUUGCUGAUUUCCCUUGCAUAUGCCCGAGCUAAAGCGGGCCUUCUGAUGGAUUUUCCCACCGGGCUGGGCUUGAAUGUUCCCGACACCGGCGUUCCCGAUGCAGACCAAUGCACAUAUUUUGAUCCAGAUGUCAAUUGUUCAAUGCAGGGCACCUGGAAGGCGCAGAAGACCUAUAAGGCAGCCUUUAAUUUGGAAUGCCUUGAACUCUCUCAUGCUUACCCUCCCAAAGUGAAGGUUGGCAAUUGGAUUGUGAUACUUGACCUACCUUCGAUAUCGCAGGACAGGAAAGUUGCAUGGCAUUGUCGGGUCCUGCGGAUUGGAGAAACUUCGGGACAUAUCUUCCUUUCUCCUCCUGUCAGUCGAGGAAGGCAAAUUCCAAAGGAGAUAGCGCAAAGGUACCCCAUCUCAAAGGUGACCUACGUGAUCUAUAACACAAAUUUCGAUGACCUAAAGGCGGAUAGAAAGCGGAAGAGCAUUGUGAUGCUCCUCAGUAUGCUCCCCAGUGUUGAUCUCAUGACUUCAUAUCUAGGCCAGCAGGAUUCAGGGAAGUUGCUCUCAUCAUGGAGGGAUCAAUUUCCCCCGGCUGCAUUAGAUCUGGUACGGUGGGUUGUGGCCUCAAAUCGAUCAUGCAUCAUGCAGGACACCAAUGAUCCGGAGCACCUGGUGACUGGUAUGGGUGGAUUCAUCCAGUUUCGACUGGUACAAGGAGCUCCUGACAAAGAGCAACGCUUCAUCCAAGAGAUCAAUGCCAAUUCCAUGGCCUCCAAGCCCGCAUACCGGACAAUAUUUGCCUGGCAUGGUAGUCCUGUGCACAAUUGGCACAGCAUUCUCCGAGAAGGGCUUCAUUUCAAACAAAUCGCCCAUGCUCGUGCUUAUGGAAAUGGUGUUUAUUUUUCCAAAAAAUACCAGAUCUCUGCCGGUUACUGUCAUAACUCUAGCUCCAGCAGUUGGCCACAAAGUCAGUUGAAUAUCCAGUCCAUCAUAUCGCUGAAUGAAGUCGUCAACAACCCUUCUCAAUUCAAGAGUGUGACCCCGCACUUUGUGGUUCCGCAGUUGGACUGGAUACAGCCUCGAUAUCUCUUUGUGAAUACUGGACAUGGCAAGGCCUCCACCACACCGGCGGCGCCAUCUGCCAUCUACAGGCAAGAUCCACAGCAUGAAGCUUAUGGGCCUUCGGGGGAGGUAGUUAAAAUCCCCAUUUCAGCUAUCACAUCGAAAAGAAGAAAGCAGCUAGUUACGUCCCCCAAAACUACGUCCGCUAAGAAAAAGUCAGAUCUGCCGGUGCUGAUGGACAUUGAUGGCUUUAAUGAUGCCCUCAGUGUCACAACGGAAAUUGAAGACCUGAACAUUCUCCUCUCUGAUUCAGACUAUGUCUCCGACUCGGAGGAUGAAGCGUCUCAGCCGCCCAAGGGAUCAAGCAGUGAAUCCGAUCAAUCUCCUUGCCCCAAGACUGACUUUGUCCCUGGAACCCUUAAUGGGAACACCUUACCUCUUCUUGCACCACCACAAUAUGCCAGCACGCCCGCCACAAAGCUACUACAAAAACACCUCCGAUCAACUCUCAAAACCCAGGCGACCGAGCCUCUUCACGAGCUGGGCUGGUACCUGGAUCCAAACCUCAUCACCACCGUCUAUCAAUGGAUCGUCGAAUUACACAGUUUUGACCCCUCUCUCCCACUCGCCAGGGACCUCAAAGCUUGCAACCGGAAGAGCAUUCUCCUCGAGAUCCGAUUCCCACCCCAGUUCCCCAUGGACCCCCCCCUUUGUCCGAGUUAUUCGCCCACGAUUUCUGGAAUUUGCUGCCGGUGGUGGUGGUCACGUUACAGCCGGCGGAGCGAUGUGCAUGGAGCUCUUGACAAACUCGGGCUGGUCGGCAGUUACCUCAAUUGA
This is a messenger RNA of Penicillium macrosclerotiorum, 3147 nucleotides long. RefSeq names its product putative ubiquitin conjugating enzyme. Gene Ontology annotation, molecular function: NAD+ poly-ADP-ribosyltransferase activity. The transcript is spliced from 3 exons. Lineage: Eukaryota; Fungi; Ascomycota; Eurotiomycetes; Eurotiales; Aspergillaceae. The record is from RefSeq and is a predicted model, not a curated record. Bases 1 to 3147 code for a protein of 1048 amino acids.